UGUUUAGGGCUUGGCAAAAGCAGCCUUAAUACUGAAGAAAUGAUAAUAGCGGUGGAAGGCUGGAAGCUGGCGCGAAAGUCACCCUAUUCGGUCUCAAUUCUCAAAUUACUACCACGUCCAAUCUAAGCCUUCUUUAAGGUUGAGAUCGCAGAUACUAAGAUUGAGCUUCUUCUGUAACCAAUUACACACUCUGAGAUGCAGAAAACGGCGCAAUCAUGGUUUACCGGCGGUCCAAGCGCCACCACUACAUUCAACGAUCAGCAGCUACCCAAAUCCUCCUCUUUACUCGCUGAUUGGAACGCUUACGCUGCUUCUCAGGACGCCGAUUCUUCUGAUCUUGGCUUCGAUCUCGAAGCUGCCGUUCGUACCACCAGUGACAAAGUCACUGGGACUUUCAGCGUGGUAUCAAAAGGAGUGAGGGAUUUGCCUGGCAACUUUCAGUCCGCCACUAGCAAUGUUCCUUCUGGAAAAUCUCUCAUGUACUUUGGAGUGCUCCUUGCUGCUGGAGUGUUCUUUAUAUUUGUUGCAUUCACCAUGUUUCUUCCUGUCAUGGUGUUGGUGCCUCAGAAAUUUGCUAUCUGCUUCACCAUUGGUUGUGCCUUCAUCAUUGGUUCAUUCUUUGCACUCAAAGGUCCCAAGAAUCAACUUGCGCAUAUGUCUUCUAAAGAGAGGCUCCCUUUUACAUUGGGAUUCAUCGGUACCAUGGUUGGAACUGUAUAUGUCUCUAUGGUCCUGCAUAGUUAUGUUCUUUCUGUGCUCUUCUCUAUUUUACAGGUCCUUGCUCUAUCAUACUAUGCCAUUUCAUACUUCCCUGGAGGAUCGACGGGGCUGAAAUUUCUUUCUUCAACUUUUACCUCCUCAAUACUGAAAUGUUUUGGAAGGUGAUGCAGAUUUCUAUUUUUUUUUUUACUCAAAUUGAAUUCUUUGGUCAUCCAUAAGUUUGUUAUAUUGUUUUGUAAGAUAGGAAAUGCUGGCAAACCAUUUCCAUGAUAUUUGCAGUUAAAAUAUCUUUGUAGAAUUCAACUUGUUUCAUUGUAAUGCUCUAAAGAAGUUUUUCUAUCAAAAUUGAUAAUAUUUUUUUAUA
Hevea brasiliensis (rubber tree) is the source of this 1084-nucleotide messenger RNA. RefSeq names its product protein transport protein SFT2. The record is from RefSeq and is a predicted model, not a curated record. Lineage: Eukaryota; Viridiplantae; Streptophyta; Magnoliopsida; Malpighiales; Euphorbiaceae. Gene Ontology annotation, biological process: vesicle-mediated transport. The coding region runs from base 196 to 885 and encodes 229 amino acids. Gene Ontology annotation, cellular component: membrane. The transcript is spliced from 4 exons.